AUGGGUAACAUUGGUAGUAGCGGUUCCAAUACCCGGAGAAGGCACGGUAGCCGCCGGGGCGGCCAUCCGACUCCGCCUCCACCAGCCCCACCGCAGCCCGAAAUCACAAGUAAUCGGUACGUUUUCGCUGCCGCUACUCCUUACCCAUCUCAAUACCCCAACCAUCCGAAUCACCCACCGCCGUAUUACCAGUACCCUGGUUACUUUCCGCCGCCGCCGCCUGGUCCGCCGCCGUCGAUGCCGAUGUCUUUGCCGCCUCCUUACGAUCACCACCACCGUGGAGCCCAUCCCCACAUGGAUCCCGCGCAUUGGGUCGGUGGGAGGUACCCUUAUGGCCCUUCUAUGCCGCCUCAAACGCCGUAUGUUGAGCAUCAGAAGGCGGUUACCAUACGAAACGAUGUCAAUCUCAAGAAGGAAACUCUAAGGGUCGAGCCUGAUGAAGAAAACCCCGGCCAAUUCCUUGUAGCAUUCACGUUCGAUGCCACCGUCGCCGGAAGUAUCACCAUCUUCUUCUUUGCAAAAGAAGGUGAAGAUUGCAACUUGACUCCCGUAAAAGAAGACAUUCUUCAACCAGUAACUGUCCAUUUCGAACAAGGCCUUGGACAGAAGUUCAGACAACCUUCUGGAACAGGAAUAGAUUUCUCAAAGUUUGAAGAGUCAGAAUUUCUGAAAGUAAAUGACACGGAUGUCUAUCCAUUAGCAGUGAAAGCUGAAGCCUCCACCGACAGCCAAACUGGACCAGAUGGUACCUUGGUACCUGAGCCCAUGAAUGCUCAGAUAACCCAGGCUGUGUUUGAGAAAGAUAAAGGUGAAUAUCAGGCAAGAGUGUUGAAACAAAUCCUGUGGGUCAAUGGUAUGAGAUAUGAGCUGCAGGAGAUAUAUGGCAUUGGCAAUUCAGUCGAGGGCGAGGUCGAUGGAAAUGACCCUGGAAAGGAAUGCGUCAUUUGCUUGUCGGAACCACGGGACACGACUUGCAUGUGUAGUGGUUGUGCUAAGGUAUUGAGGUUCCAGACGAAUCGAUGCCCGAUUUGCAGACAACCAGUCGAUAGGCUCUUAGAGAUAAGGGUCAGCAAUGGGCCAGAAGAAUAA
This is a messenger RNA of Cucurbita pepo subsp. pepo (vegetable marrow), 1089 nucleotides long. The record is from RefSeq and is a predicted model, not a curated record. Lineage: Eukaryota; Viridiplantae; Streptophyta; Magnoliopsida; Cucurbitales; Cucurbitaceae.